Molecule: messenger RNA, 3889 nt
Organism: Polyodon spathula (Mississippi paddlefish)
Lineage: Eukaryota; Metazoa; Chordata; Actinopteri; Acipenseriformes; Polyodontidae
Product: transmembrane protein 42-like
Exons: 3
Coding region: 142-612 (156 amino acids)
Source: RefSeq, a predicted model, not a curated record
ACACCGUUCUGAUUGGUUAACGGUUUGAUAGUCUCCUAGUCUUUUAUGCGUCUUGGUUACAAAUGUGUGGAGAGGGAAAGAUGUAACGCAGAAGCAUUUGUUUUAAUUUGUACUCGAUAACAUCUGUAAAUACCGUUGAAGAUGUUCCCCGGUGUCUUCUACGCGUUGCUGGCAGGAUUUCUUGGAGCCGUCGCUUCCUCGUCAGCGAAACUGUCCCUCGGAUCUGACUAUCUCAAAGGGGUCUGUGAAAAUGGGCUCAAAUCAUGGGCAUCUGAUGAAAGACAUUUUAGGCAAGCCGACGAUACUACAGUUUGCGACUGGCUGCACAUACCACUCAGGCUGCUGUGCGGGGGAUUGCUGUUCACCUGCAAUGCUGUCAUGUGGACUUGCUUCGCUAAAGCACUCAGGUAUUCCUCCUCUUCAGCAAGAGCCACUGUGACCACUACAGCGUCCAACUUCAUAUCAUCCGCUUUCCUGGGGAAGCUGAUUUUCGGAGAAGCCCAUGUAAUGCUGUGGUGGGUGGGCAUCUCUCUCACUCUCUCGGGACUCCUUGUGCUGCACACUGCUGCGCCACACGCUGGUGAACGAGCUGUCGUCAAGAAAGAGCAUUAAAACCCAACAGGACCAGGCCCCCUGCUGGAAACCAAAACAGACCCCAGCAAAACUGGAAACUUGGCCCACAUUGCAUCAUUGUACUUGUUCACAUCAGUCAUCUGAUGAAGGAUUUCAACCUGUAAUGGUUGACAAUGAGUUUGUCUGCCAUGUUUUCCACCCAUAGGGUAACUCAAACACUGUGAGGCAGGUUCAGUCUUGCAUUUCUUAGAAAACAGAUAUUUUCAUAGACUGUUCAGUUGCUGUAGUUCUAUUAGAUAUUUGAUUCUUAUGAAACUAAAGCCCGAUUCACACAGGACUAAAAAUCACCACAUAAACAGUUGGUUUUGGAAUUUUUACCAACGUCAGUAAAAUUUAGUCCUGUGCGAACCGUCCAUUUCUUUUUAUCCCAGAUCAUUUUCUCAGAAGUCCUCUGAUUAUUUUACAGGACAUUGAGAUCAUCUGUAAUAUUCAGGCAUAACUCAGGCAUCCUGUCUUUACUCCCUGUGAAUCAAUCAUGUCAGUGUUAUGUGAGAAUUGAUACAGCAUUUCUAGGGUAUUCAGCUCAAAGCAACACCAGCCUUGGCAAUAAACCAAAAUAUAAUAUUACAAUUGGUAUGAUCUGUUCUGAGAUUCUACAGUUCAGUAAAACACAAAGAUUGGGCAUAGUCAAAUUGGGGACGGGCAAAAAUACAAAACAUAACUGGCGACUAAAAAGAAAAAAAAAAUCAUGCUUUUAAUGGUGCAUUUGAAGAUAAUACAUAUCACUCAAAGGACAAAAUGGUUAUUCUAGCCUUGGGAAGAGAAGGUACAGUGAAAUUAGUUAUUUAAACAGGUAGAUAGGUUCAUGCCUUAAAGUUAGUGCAUUAAACCUAAACUGGGUGUCAAAUACAGCCCAAUGAACAAUCUUCUAUACACAGGCUCAGCAAAGAUUCAUAAGUCAUUAAAAGGGAAAGAAAUACAGAGUGAGUUUGGUGAAUGCAGGCCACUAACUGGUUUGCUUUUUAUCAGUGAGUGUACACUGGUUUUGGAUUGUCUAAAUCAAAUGCAUCCUUCGUGGGUUUUUUUUUACAUUGCCCUUUUUAUAGUACAGCAGGGUUCCUUGUAAAACUGGUAAAAUAAUAUAGCACAGGAUUAAAGUCAUGGUGCCGGCUUCCCCUCACGUUUCACUGUGCACCGCAAUCCUGACCUGGACACCCAACAUAAUUCAGUCCCGGGCUUCUCUCAAACAGAGACUGACAGUUCGGCCAGACUCUGUCCGAUUGUGUGGUGGUUUUGUGAAGGAGGCUUUUCUCCAGUGGGGACUAGAUUGAGACUGCCUUUUGCUUAAUGAGAUUAAUGAGUCUUUCGCAGUGUCACUGUACAGCCCAUGUGCACUUAGACAUGCGUGGCUUAAUCUUUAGGCUGCUGCCCCACUUACCUUUCACAGUCUGUUCUGUACACAGCAGGCCUUCAGGUGUAAGGCUAUCAAACCUGGUAGAGCUACAGCAAUCUAAAGUUGAAAUUUUUAUAAUUAUCAUAUUUAUGACAUAGCAGAUUUUUAAUGUUAUACUUCUAUAGUCGUUCUUAGAAUUUUGAGUUUUAACUUGAGGUUCUAAAAUUGUUGGGCACGUGAUAUUUUGUUUGUUUGUAUACAGUAAGUCCUGUUCAGUAUGAAAUGUAGCGCUUUGAUUUAAUACAUUACCAAGCUAAGUUACCUCCAGAAAUGCAUCAUCAGCCUAAACCAAAACAUGUCCAAUUCAGAUUCUAAUACAUGUUGUUAAAGUUCUUAAGUUGCCAUUGAUUACGCAAUAUUAGAACCAUCAGAACUUUCAUCCAAAAAUCAGUAACCUCCAUUAGUGUCAUUCAUAUUACAAACCAAAUGCAACGUUCUGAAAUCUGAAAUAUUUGUGGGUUAUCACAUUUUUCCGCCACAUCUAUUUUUUAAUGGUAAUAUAAAGAAAAUAUGUGACUCAGUAACUUGUAUGUUUAAGUGUUAAAAUAGCAAUACAUGCACUGUUUACAGGUUUUUAAUUGCAAUAAAACCUUAUGGCUCAGGCUGUUAUCUUCUUUGAACUUCCAGACUGUAAUACCUUGAUCCUUAAAAAAAAAAGUCAGAAUGGAGCAGUGCAAUUACUUUUUUUUUUUUUGGCUGAUGAGCAAUUAGAGUGAUUUGAUUACUGAAUUCAAAAUGUGCAAUCAAUGUGAAGAGCAAGAUCGCAUUUGUUCCACAAGAUUAGGUGUACUAUAGGAUUGUCCAAAAACACUUUCAUUUAGUGUCGUAUGAAUUAGGAAAUAGUAUGUUUUAAAUGGGAUGUCAACUACAGUUCUGUAAUUCAAGAAGGCAGAUAUGCUCAUAUCUUCUCCAAUAUAUAUAUUUGGCAGAUCUUUUACACAAAGGGUAUUGUUUUCCACAAAAAAUGCAAGAGUAACAACCAUAAUCUAAAACUCAACAAAUAUCCAAAUGAUUUUCGUAAUCAAUUAAAAAAAAAAAUAGUAGUAGCUGACUUGGAAAAACAUAUGCACUUCAUAUAGUCAACUCCCCUUCCAGGGUUUUCUGAAGCCUUAGGGCACAAAGUUCUUUGCUUGCGGCUGGCUAUCACGAAGAUCACUGUUGGGUGGCAUAUUAAUAUAAUGACUCACUGAUGGAUUGCUUACACAAAGCAUAGGACACUGCCAACGACUCCUGCUCGUGGUGUAUGCUAAGUAUUCCUGGAAGCAGUUUAAGUACUGAUCCACAAAGCUGAACACCAACAAAGACCCCUUUCUAUGCAUGAUUUGGUGUGGUUAUCAUUUAUGCUGUCAUACUUUGAGCAGAAAGUUACAAGGUGAGAACGAAAAGCAGAACAAAACAAUGUUCUUAAAGGAGGGGAAGGUUUCUGCAUGACUCGAUUACCUGAACUCAAGUCAUGCCAGAACCCUUCAUAUGUGACACCUGUGUAAUAAGAUAAAUAAAGUUGAACUGCUGUACAGUGCAAAUGUCUGUCUGUUUGUUUUUUAUGUCAGACCACUGGAUUAAAAUCUUUUUUUUUUUUUUUUUUUGCAGUUUGAGAAAGACGCAUGAAUUACUGCAAAAGCUUAACUUGGCAGGUUUCCCAUCUUUUAUGACAGAUUUCAGCCCAGGUACAGCAUUACUGCCUGGUACUCAGUAGGUCAGUUGUGCCUUCUAAGUGGCUGAUUUGUUAAAAUGCAACUGUUGUUUAACAUUUAAAAAAUAUAUUUUCUGUAAUUUGUUGGUUAUUAAAUCUGUUGCCUAAAUGUAUAAUUGAAGUUUUCCUGAAAAACUGUAUUUCAUGACUCCCUAAUAAGACAUUUCCUG